UGUCACUACUUAAAACAACUGAGAAAACCUUAUGAAGAAUUGCGAAACCUCGAAAAAUGUAAAAAUAGAAAUAGUGAGUUAUGUAGACAAAGAGAGCAUAAAUUUGAAGAAAAUUUAAAUGAUUUAUUUGAUAUUGCGCAUGCAUCUGCUUUGAAUAUAAUAAAAAUAAAUGAAGAUAAAGAAUUUUUGAUUUUACAACGACAAAAAGGACGUCCUGGGUGUAUGCUUGGUACAGACGUAAAAUUAGCCGGGAUUGAAAAACGAAAACAUAAUCGUGAAAAAAAAAUACAUUGAAUUACAAGAAAAACCGUGUUCAUCGAAAUCUGAAGAAUUGAAUUUAAUUCCACAUCCAGUUCGGAAGAAGUAGAAACAUUUACAGAGAACAAAAAUUCAAGUUCAUCAACUUCGUGUGCAUUGCAAAUGAAAGGGGCACGAUUAGAAAUAUUAACACCUCGACUUUCUGCUGUACUUGAUAAAUGUAAGAUCAGUGAUAGAGAUGCUGUACAUUUAUUAACAGCCUGCGUGGAAGCAAGUUCUCUAAAUCCGUUAAAUUAUGUUAUAAAUCGAACUUCAAUUCGGCUAUCUCGUCAACGUUUUCGUGAGUUAAAUGCUUCUAGAAUAAAACAAAAUUUUUUCGACUUAAAUUUAAAAUUUUUAACUAUACACUGGGAUUCAAAAAUUCUUCUCGAUAUAACUGGUAAGACAAAAGUUGAUAGACUUCCUAUCAUUGCAACAGUUCCUAAUACUGAACAACUGCCUGGUGUUCCCGAACUUUCUGCGGGAACCGGUUAUGAAGUCUCAUCUGCUGUGUACGAUUCUCUCGAAGAUUGGUCACUUCUUCAUAAAGUACAAGCAUUUGUAUUUGAUACGACGGCAUCUAAUACUGGACGUUUAAAUGGUGCUUGUGUUCUUUUAGAACAUAAACUUGGUCGUGAUAUUUUAUACUUGGCUUGUAGACAUCAUGUUUUUUUAAAUUAUUCUCCAAAGUGUAUUCGUUGGGUCUAA
Molecule: messenger RNA, 1005 nt
Organism: Sipha flava (yellow sugarcane aphid)
Lineage: Eukaryota; Metazoa; Arthropoda; Insecta; Hemiptera; Aphididae
Exons: 2
Coding region: 421-1005 (194 amino acids)
Source: RefSeq, a predicted model, not a curated record